GGUGACAUUUCGCCAUCGCUCGGUGUCGUUGUCACCCGUCCCGGCAAUUACCGGGGCGGGCUCUGUCCCCCGCCCCGCCCGGCCCCAUAAAGCCACUGUCACCUGCGGGGGACACGGCCCAGGGGACAGGAACCGGGAGGUGACACAUCCGCAGGCCCAGCCAUGUCCCGCGCGUCCAGAUCUGCCCGCAGGAGGAGACCGCGGGGACACCGCCGGGGGAUCACGGCGGGGAGCGAGGGCGUCAUCGACCCCGACAUGGUGGCCUUGUUCGAGAUGUUCCUGCCAUCGAUUACACCGCUGGCCUCCUGUGUGCCGCGGCCGUCGCCUCGUCCGUUCCGUUACAUGGUGCGGGACACGGAGCAGCAGGGGCUGUGCCUGUGGGACGGGCACCUGGUGGCCACCACCCUGCAGGGUGCCAACGCCAGCCAGGAAGAGAUCAUCAGCGUUGUCCCCAACCGGCACCUGGAGCGCCAGCGCUGGCCCCUCUUCUUGGGCAUCCGCGGUGGCACCUGGGCACUGUCCUGUGGCACCGGGCCCGAGCCACGGCUCAGCCUGGAGGACGUGGGGGUGAUGGAGCUGUUCUCGGCUGACAAGGACAGGGCCACGCCCUUCACCUUCUACAAGACCUUCGGGGGCUCCACCCACACCUUCGAGGCCGCCGCCUUCCCCGGGCUCUUCCUCAGCACGGCCCCGGGGGAGGAGCUGGCCCUGGCACCGCCCCCCGGUGCCACCGCCUUCUACCUGCGCCGCAUGUGACACCGCGGGGACAUCGGGGCUUGGGGACAUCCAUGGUGGGCCCUUCCAUGGUGGGACCUUCUGUGG
This is a messenger RNA of Pseudopodoces humilis (Tibetan ground-tit), 822 nucleotides long. Lineage: Eukaryota; Metazoa; Chordata; Aves; Passeriformes; Paridae. The record is from RefSeq and is a predicted model, not a curated record.